This is a messenger RNA of Macrosteles quadrilineatus (aster leafhopper), 4767 nucleotides long. Its product is annotated as putative sodium-dependent multivitamin transporter. NCBI's taxonomy places the organism in Eukaryota, Metazoa, Arthropoda, Insecta, Hemiptera, Cicadellidae. Bases 1762 to 3960 code for a protein of 732 amino acids. Gene Ontology annotation, biological process: sodium ion transport; transmembrane transport. The transcript is spliced from 14 exons. Gene Ontology annotation, molecular function: symporter activity. Gene Ontology annotation, cellular component: membrane. The record is from RefSeq and is a predicted model, not a curated record.
AGUUAAAGGUUAAAAUUGUUUUGUGUAGUUAUAGAUUAAUGUAAUAUCUCCUAAACUUAAUAGUUAGCCUCGAUAAAAUCAGUUAUCUCACAAGUACAACUUGGAAAGCUGAAAGUGAAAUACAACUAACCUUAACUAAACAAACAUUGAAGUUAUUACUUGGUGAAUAGUCAAUCUAUAGGACUACAAAUCAGAUUAACUUUAUAGAAGUAGGCCUAAUCAAACUUUAAGAAGAUUACCUUGCUCAGCUUGACAUGAUUUAUGAAGGAUAACUUACAACUUGGACAUUUAUAUUUGUUGUCAUGAUAAAAUAGGCAUAGGCCCUAGGCCUAGGUCUAGGCCUAACUUAAGGCCAAAUAUUGGAAAUCCCUUUAAUGACAGCGUAGGCCUAUAAAGUGAGAUUUCAGAUUGAAGGAAGUUAAGGUGUUAGAGAAACCAACUUGUGAAAAAUUAAAUCUUCUAAAAAGAUGAGUGGAGUGGAUAAAGCGGUUUGUUACAUCUGUGGCAAGGAGUUAAUGAACAUAAAGUGCUGUAACCGUCAUAUAAAACGCAUUCACAACGUUAACACCAUUGGCGAGCCUGUGGAACCAGCAGAGAAGGUAACUUGUGUUACAUGUGGAAAACAGUACAGUCAGAAAAGCUCUCUACAACGGCACAAUGACGCUGUUCAUAAUGUAAACAGCAAGAAAUCCUUGCCCAAGUUGAAAUGUGAUACGUGCGAUUAUGAAACUAUUUUCAAAUCUAAUUUGCGACGUCAUUUAAUGAAGACACACCAAAACAAAAAUCCGAAAAGUCUUAGAAAAUUUAUAUGUUCAAUGUGUCCUUCCAAUUUUAGUAAUCUGAGGUCCCUCAAGUACCAUGAAAAAACUAAGCAUAUGCUCGGGACAAAAAAGUAUCCCAAGAGGAAAUGUCCGUUGUGUGAUUAUGUUUCAUAUGAAAUAAGAAAAUCAGUAAUUUACAAACAUUUUGAGACAAAGCACAACAUAGUGAUGAAUUGGCAAACACACAAUUUUAACUCUCAGGAGGAUUUCAAGCUGUGGAAGAGGAGUGUUGAACAAGAGAAUGCCGUGUAUUACAUGGCAAAAUUUCGGUCUGAGAAGGAUUUAUACUACACUUGUAACAGAAGUGGAAACUUUGUUAGUAAAAGUUCUAAUAUCAGGAAACUGAAGUCUUCAGGUUCAUGUAAAAUAAAUGGAUUCUGUCCAUCCGCUAUGUUUGUAAAUCAAGAAAGUGACAGUGUUGUUGUUAAAUAUUUACCAGUACAUGUGGGUCACGAAAAAGAUCCAAUGUACUUGAGAAUAUCCCUAGGAGGUCUCGGAUGUGGUAGAAAGUACAAACGAGCGAUGAGAGAAAGAAGAGAAAGAGAAAAAUCAAAAAUAAAAGAAACACUUGUUGAAGAGAAUGCUUUUAUAGUUGCUGUAAUUGGAGACAAUGACAUAAUCUCAAAUGAAGUGGUGAUAGAAGAAAAUAAAGUGGUGAUAGAAGAAAAGGAAGUGGUGAUAGAAGAAGGCAUCGUUCAAGAAAUCAACGGAGAAGCAGAUAUAGAUAAUGUUGCCUCUGAACCUGAUAGUUACACUGAAGAUCACGAUACAACGCUGUAUUUAAAAAAAGUCAAGUUGUUCCAGGAGUUUCGUGAAUUUGAGGGGUUCUUACAGAAAAAUUUAACAUCAAUCGAACAGAUUGAAUAUGUGAGAAGAGAAAUAGUCAAAAUAGUAACGGAUAUUAACGUGUCAAAUUCAGCAGUAAAUAUUAAAUAAAAAGAUGAGUGGAGCGGGUAAAGCAGUUUGUUACAUCUGUGGCAAGGAUUUUAUGAACCAAAAGUACUGUAACCGUCAUAUAAAACGCAUUCACAACGUUCACACUAUUGGCGAGCCUGCGGAACCAGCAGAGAAGGUAAUUUGUGUUACAUGUGGAAAACAGUACAAUCAGAAAAGCUCUCUACAACGGCACAAUGACGUUGUUCACAAUGUAGACAGCAAUAAAUCCUUGCCCAAGUUGAAAUGUGAUCAGUGCGAUUACGAAACUUUUUACAAAAGUAAUUUGCAACGUCAUUUAAUGAAGAAACACCAAAACGAAAAUCCGAAUAGACAAUUUAAAUGUUCAAUGUGUUCUUCCAAAUUUAGUCACCUGAAGUCCCUCAAGUACCAUGAAAAAACUAAGCAUAUGCUCGGGACAAAAAAGUAUACCAAGAGGAAAUGUCCGUUGUGUAUUAUGGAGCCUAAGACACUGGGUUGGGCAGAUUAUGUUGUCUUGGCCAUUACUCUGUCCGUGUCUGCCUCUAUUGGGAUCUAUUUUAGACUGACGGGUGGCCGGCAAAAAACAAACAAGGAGUAUCUGUUAGGAGGCCAGGACCAAGGUAUGUUACCAGUGGCCUUCUCUUUGAUGGCUAGUUUCAUGUCUUCCAUCUCCCUGUUAGGAGUGUCAGCAGAAAUCUACAUGUACAGCACUCUCUUCUUUAUCAUCAACUUUGCCUACCUCUUGUGGACUCCAGUGGCCGCCUACCUCUACCUCCCAGUCUUCUAUAAGCUGCAAGCCACCUCCGCUUAUGAGUACUUGUACCUGAGGUUUGGCAGCAAGGCUCGUACCUGUGCCUCGCUCAUGUACUCACUACAGAUGGUGCUGUACAUGGGUAUUGUGGUGUAUGCUCCAGCCAUUGCAUUAGAGGCUCUCACUGGACUCAAUCAGAACAUCUCCAUCGUACUGGUGGGAGCUGUGUGUAUGUUCUACUGCACACUGGGAGGAAUGAAGGCUGUCAUAUGGACAGAUGUAUUCCAAUCGCUGCUAAUGUUCGCAGCAGUGAUCAGCAUAAUCUUCACAGCAGCAAAGCAGAAAGGAGGUCUCAGUCAGAUAUGGGAGAUUGCUGAGAAAGGAGACAGAAUACAGUUUUUCAACAUCAACCCAGACCCUACUGUGAGGCUCACGUACUUUUCUCUGCUGAUUGGCGGAGGCUUCACCUUCUUGUCUCUCUACGCUGUCAAUCAGACGCAAGUACAGAGAUACAUGACCAUGAAGGACUACAAGACGGCAGUGAGGUCCCUGUGGAUCUCUACUCCAAUACUCAUCCUGUUGUCUGGAUGCACUGCAUUCUCUGGCCUGGCCAUAUACUCAAAGUACUACAACUGUGAUCCUGUACUUUCAGGCCGCAUCAGUAGCAGGGAUCAGCUGAUGCCGCUGUUUGUUGUGGAGACUAUGGGAGAUGUGACGGGACUGUCUGGUCUAUUUGUGGCUGGUAUCUUCUCUGCAGCUCUCAGCACAGUGUCUGCAUGUCUCAACUCUCUGGCAGCCGUCACUCUAGAGGACUAUAUCAAGCCUCUCUACUUGUUGUGGUCAGGCCAAGAAGUACCAGCAGCCUACAGCGCUCAGUUGUCCAAGAUGUUGGCUCUCACCUACGGAGUGAUAUGCAUAGCAGUCGCGUUCCUCUCUCGUCUGCUGGGCGGAGUGCUGCAAGCAUCCUUGUCCAUCUUUGGCAUGGUGGGAGGACCACUUCUGGCAAUCUUCACACUCGGCAUGUUUUGUCCUUGUGCUAAUGAACCGGGUGCAGUCCUAGGUCUACUGGCAGGUUUAGUCUCUUCUCUACUCUUAGGGUUUGGAGGUCCGAAGCCUCCUCUACAUACACUACCUCUCAGCACCGCUGGGUGUUCUACUAACCUCACCAUCUACGCUGCAUCUCCUGUUUUAGCUGCCACAGUCACCCCCACAAGCCAGCCAACGGAAUACUUCUACCUGUACCGAGUGAGCUACUUGUACUACAUUGUGAUAAGUUUUGGUGUUGCAAUGGUGGUAGGACUGGUAGUCAGCUGGUUAGCCUCAGCCUGUGGAAGACCCCCUGGGGAAUUGAACCCUGAUCUUUUUGUACCUCCUGUCGCAAAAUACCUCAGACGCAAAAAACUUGAAAAAGACAUGAAAUCAAACAGAGAAGAGAAGAAGGAAGCAGAAUAUACAUUCUCUGUGCAUUUAUGAUCACAUGAUUCACCUGUUCAUCAAGUCAUUCCAAGAUGUCUUCCAUUUCUUUAGUUAUACGACGUGGUUGUGGUAGGGGGAUUGUAGGAUGAGAGAAUUACAAAAGUUCAGAGUAUGUGAUUUAUACUCCAUUUGCUCAGAGUGCGGCUGGAGCUCUGCCCUACGUCCAUGAGUGUGAGUAAGGCCGUACUUUGUAUUUUUAUCCUGUAACAGUUUUACUAACCUGUGAUCUAAAAAAUUGUUCCGAACAUAAGGGCUAUUGAUAUUGGUUCUGGUAUUACCGUAACUCAUGUGCAAUUAGUGGCAGUGUUGAGGUAAUGGAAUGAUAGUAAUUUAUUUUAUUUUAAUAAUGACGCAGUUGAAAUGAAAGUUGUUGAUUGUACAAGUUGAUUGAAUGGGUAAUUUAAUUUGCAAUAUUGAUGAAAUUGUGUGAUUGUGGCUCAAUUGAAACGAGAAAUUAGAUAAGGUAAUUUAUGAAUUUCCUAUUGAACAUGUAAAGUUUAUUUGUACAAAUGCAUUUUUAAACUAUUGGUCUUUGGUUAUUGAGCUGAAUACUGUUAAUUUUAGUUAAAUGUAUUUAUAGAAAUGUAACUGUGUAAUUCUUAGGUAAUGUAAACAAUUUUUAAGGAGUAGGUUUUUGUGUUAUUGUUGUUACACAAAUGUACUUAAAUGAACAAAGGAACUUUAGUAUUUUAUUCACAACAACAUGAAAGGGCCUCUAUGCACAAGUAUUUUAUAGGCUAACAUUGUAUUUUUUUUAUUUUGUUAUCAAUGCAUUUGAGUUUAUAAUAAAUAUAUAUUUUCGUA